AUGGCCGAGAGCAGCACCGGGCACUGCAGAGAUGGAGGGGAUGGCCGAGAGCAGCACCGGGCACUGCAGGGUGCAGAGAUGGAGGGGAUGGCCGAGAGCAGCACCGGGCACUGCCGCCGGCACGGUGUGACAGCCCCAACACAGCCCCAGCACAGCGGGCACAGCCCCAGCACCCCGGUGCCGCGGUCACAGCCCCAGCACAGCCCCAGCACCUCACUGCCGCUGCUGCUGCUGCCGCCGGCCGUGCCCCGCCGCGCCCCCGGCUGCGCUGCCCUCGGGCUGUGCUGCCCCGGCCGCGACCCCUCCUGCCUGAGCACCGGCCGCCGGCCCGACGGCUCCACCGGGCCCUGCUACUGCGACCAGGCUUGCACCCGCACCCUGGACUGCUGCCACGACUACGGCCAGGCCUGCCCAGUUAUCCCCUGUGUGGUAUCUCAGUGGAGUGCCUGGAGUGGCUGUGCAGAGCCUUGCAAGACCACCUAUCGUGUCCGGACCAGGCACAUCGUGCAGGAGCCCAGGAACGGGGCAGAGCCGUGUCCUGCCCUGGAGGAGAGGGCUGGCUGUGUGGAGUACUGGAGCCGGCAAGAAACAGAGUGCCAGCAGUCCCUCAUCCCAGCAUUAAUAACUACGGGAGGGUUUGGAAAAGGGAGGAAGAGAAGAGCUGCAGCUGAUGGCAGUGAAAGGACAGGGUACUGUGUGGAGUUCCAGCUGGUGGCCCUGGGGCCGGGCUGCCUGCAGGGGCAGCGCUCGCACGGCCGCUGGACGCGCGACCUGCGGGAGGGGCACACGGUGUGCGUGGAGUGCCAGCAGCCGGCUCUGCUCCCGCCCCGCCAGCACUGCCGCGGUGACGGCUCCGGCAGCCACCUGAAUCAGCUGUUGCACUGGCAGGCGGUGGGGAACCAUCGAUGCAAAGGAACCUGGAGGAGAAUUCGCCAGCUGGACACUUGUUCCUGCCCUUCUGUUCACAGCUUCUUGUUCAUCUGACUUGUGGCAGUCCCAGCAAGCCCCAGUGUGCGGCAGCAGCAGGAGCCCCAGCCAGAGCAGUGACUUCUCCGUGUCAGAGGCUUUGCUUUCACUGCCUUUCCACAGGGGGCACCUGGGCUCCUCUCUGUCUGUGGGUGCUCCUCGAUUUCCAAGGAAAUCAGGCUGGCUGGGAAGUGCCAGUCUCUUAUUUCCGAGAGAAUCUUGUCUGACUUUGAUGACUUCUUGCAAUUCCUCCUCUCUUAAAAGGAAUGAGAAUUUACCAAAUAACAAAUCAAACAAAAAAGGCCAUAAGAAGCCAGGUUUAAUUAUUAUUUUUUUAAGUCUCAAAAAUCAACAAUGCAAAAUAGAUUAACCCAAGUGCCUUCUUUUUGUGGCACAGCACUUUGGGUACUUCCUGCUUGUGCUUGUGUAUCUGUUCCUUCUAUUUUCAUCCUCCCUGGUCUCAUAAUUUCAUUUGGCCCUCAGUCUUACAGAGGGUUGGUCUUGUGCUGCUGAGGUAAUGACAGAACUUGGAAAUGUGCUUGUCAAAUCCGUGAGAACAGGGACAAACUGGCCUCUUGGACUCCAGCUUCAAGGAACAUCUCUGAGUUGGCCCAAAAUGCAAUGCAGUCCUGGGGCUCUUAAUAGGAAGCCAGCUCAGCUGUGCCAGGAGGGCUGACUAUAGCUUUGUGGUUUUGACACAAAGAAAUACCUGAAAUAUUUUCCUUAUAUUC
Messenger RNA from Catharus ustulatus (Swainson's thrush), 1697 nucleotides. RefSeq names its product somatomedin-B and thrombospondin type-1 domain-containing protein-like. The record is from RefSeq and is a predicted model, not a curated record. The transcript is spliced from 6 exons. The coding region runs from base 1 to 984 and encodes 327 amino acids. NCBI's taxonomy places the organism in Eukaryota, Metazoa, Chordata, Aves, Passeriformes, Turdidae.